AUGAGUUGCCCUUCGGAAAAGCUUGUGACGGCUGUGAAGACUGGGAAACCGACGUCAUUGGCCGCCUGUCACUCCAAGAAUAAAAUCUUCUUCGUUCAUAUGCUAAGCAUCUUACAUCCUUUCCGGACCGAUAUCUCUGGCAAACGCAACCGGUCAGACGCCCAUUGUGCGUUCUUCACGUUUCUCCAAAAAGCCAAUCUGCUCAAAACGCACGGUCAAAUACACUUGGCGGAAAAAGAUGGCCACAUGAAGACUCUCAGGGGGAUAACGAACCCUCUUGAGUGGGACAUGGACACUAGCGAACAACCACUCCUCCUGGCUCACGCCUGCUGCUGGGGGUUGGCGCAGAAGUUAAAACCAACUUUCACCCGUUCUAAUUUCUACAGGCUCAUGAGACAGCUGCAUCCAAUAAUUCCAAGGAAACUCCAGGUCGAUACUGAGCAGUGGCGCCUGGCUUCACUUUCUCACCAGGCCGCACUGUACCAUUCCAUUGCAUCGUCUGACCAGACUGGGAUCUCUAAUGGGAUCUCUGAUGGCACUGAAGGCUCGAUAGGUCUCGACGGACUUCUCAAGGGGUUUGCUAGGUUGCCUCGAGAGUUCCAACAGGUAAUCUGGCGGGAAUUCCCCACCAAAUAUCUGACAUUUUACCUGCUAGCAACUGCUGAGAGUGUAGAUGUGGCAUCUGACUCGAAGUCCAACUUGAAAGUGACGGCACCUAUCUUCUCCCACCAGCCUCUGAUACCGGAGGGAUUUUCGGGGAAAGGAUGGCUUCACACGACGUUCAUUUCAAUAUUAGGACGCCGAUAUGUGCAACGGGUCCAUGUUUCCAAGGCCAAACCAUCUAGCGAACCCAAUGCUCUCGAAGUCUAUAUCCUUAAAAUCUCUCACCUGCACUUCACGGUCUUGGAGAUUGGUAUUUCUGCCAUCCAGAUCGUCUACAAAGACGGUACAGUGUCCAAUUGGCUGGGGGACCCCGAAGGAGGGUGGCGUGGUUCAACUCUUGGGUUACACCUCACUGACCUUCGAGUCUGGCAAGACGAUCUCAAAGUACUCAGUCUCAUCCCUCGUAUCAGAGAAAGCGAAGACUCCACUAGGCAUGACCAGCUGUCGAGAACCUUUGCCUCGAGAACGCUCUGGUAUAACUACCCCCAUCAAUCCGCCGGGGAUGAGCUGCGUCUUGCUCGUUUGUCUCCGAUCCGCAUCCCACUCAUGCAUCAUCCGGGAUGGUCUUUGAAUCAGUAUCUGCCGUUCUUUGAGGAUGGGUCCCAUGCUACGGGCAUGACUGUAUACCUCGGUGGCGAUGGCACCAACGGCAUUGUCAUACAUGGACAGAAGCUCGAUCACGGGGUUGGACUACGUGAAGGACUUUCAAUGUACAUGCCUUUCAACCAUGGCGAGAGAAUCGUACGGCUAUCUCUUCUGAGUAGUAGAUACAAACAUCAAAAUGGCCCUUUCCUUCUGGUUGAGACAGAGGUCAAGCCCGAGAAUCACACAACUACGCAAGAUGCCACUCAUCGAUGCGUCUUUUUUGGUCCUGCACACUUACUCUACGCCUUUCGGGAGAUGAGCUGGACAUCUCUGCUUCUAGGUUCAGCUAAGGGAGAUAUGAGUGUUCUCAAGGGAUUGAUCGUAGAUCCGUUGGCGUUGGGUGAAGGCGCGAAUCUCACCACGCUGGGGGUCCAUGUCACCCGCACAGAGAUGGAACAAAGAUAUGAGGCUCGAGAUCAAGCCUCAAACAGCAUCCAUAAGAUCAUGUUACCAGAUCGCAGGCCUCGAGAAGAAUAUUUUGCCCACCUAACUGUUGCCGGGCUCAUCAAUGUAAAGGAGCUCGCUAUUCAGAAGACAUACCGGACGGAGAACGCAAGGCCUCGGUGUACAGGGCUACUCAUAUGCUAUUUGGAUGACUCGAAAGCGGUUCUGGGACAAUGGGACGUAUCAGCGAGCUCGACAAUUAUAUACGAUGCUGCGAAUGGGACACCUCUCACUUCUUUACUCUUUCAGAAGGGCCCUAGCGGUACUGGGCAUGGUAGAGGCUACAUGGUCGAUAUUGUUGCCAACACCUCAGAGGAGGCUUAUCAUGCUCAAAGUCUCCAGGAAGAAGUUGACUUUGACCUCGCUCCCGAAUUGGCUGGUUCAACAUUCGAAUGGCAGGCAUCAAGAAGUGAGAGCGUCUGCUGGAUGUUCGGCCAAAGGUCGGAUUUCGUGCGGUAUUGCCAGUUGAAGAAGCUUGAGAUUGAGCCCGGAGAAAUCAUCCCAUAUACAGUUCACCAUAUGCCUUCGGUGGAUUUGGAAACUGAAUAUCUCAAGAUCAAAAUGGCCGACACCGUGAUUCUGAUAGGCCCAGAAGGAUCUGGAAAGUCUACAAUCGGCAAGAUCAUCGCCGACGCCCUCUCAAAGGAACUGUACAGCCUCGACCGCCACCGCGACGAGCUCUACGGACCAUACGACUACGACAAAGCCCUCGCAGAAAAGAUCUACACAGACCAAGGUCUAUGGGCAUUCUACCAGCACUGGAAAACAUUUGAAUACAAGGCCGUCGCACACAUCUUGCAGAAUGCAAAACAGGAGGGCGAUGAGUUUUAUGGCAAGAUUCUCGAUUUCGGCGCCGGACACUCGGUUUUCGAGAACCCGGAGGAGCUGGCACACAUAGAGAGUCUGAUGAAGCCUUAUGCCAAUGUGUUUCUGGUCGUGCCGUGUGAGGAUGUGGAUGAAGUGGUGAGGAUUACGGAGGAGAGGAGGGGGCAUGAGCUUGGUCUUAACAGGCACUUUGUGGAACAUCCUAGCAACAAGAGGCUUGCGAAGCACAUUAUUUAUACGAAGGACCUAAAGGCUGAGGAGUGCGCCGAGAAGAUACUUUGGAUCAUGGAAUCGAGAGAGGAGGCGUAA
Messenger RNA from Trichoderma reesei QM6a, 2886 nucleotides. RefSeq lists its product as uncharacterized. The transcript is spliced from 7 exons. Lineage: Eukaryota; Fungi; Ascomycota; Sordariomycetes; Hypocreales; Hypocreaceae. The record is from RefSeq and is a predicted model, not a curated record. The coding region runs from base 1 to 2886 and encodes 961 amino acids.